Molecule: messenger RNA, 4857 nt
Organism: Chaetomium fimeti
Lineage: Eukaryota; Fungi; Ascomycota; Sordariomycetes; Sordariales; Chaetomiaceae
Exons: 2
Coding region: 389-4618 (1409 amino acids)
Source: RefSeq, a predicted model, not a curated record
GCCAGCCCGAGAGCCAGCGUCGCAGUCACAGUGUCACGGAGGGGAAAAUUCCCUGAUUGCUGCCAACAGUCAAUCCUCCCGCCCGCCCGGCUGAAGCGGCAGGAACCAGUGCUCACACCCAAGCAAACUCACCCACCCCAAGCACCCCAAGCACCCGAAACAGCACAUCAACAUCCCUGUCAUCGUUGCGCUGGAGCUGGAGCUGCUGUGCUGACGCCCGCGCGGCUCCAACCUGCGCCGCCGUGCGCCCAACCGGCCUCUCUUUGGUCUUCCGGCUGCCGACAGUGCGGACGAACCAGCGAACCAGUGCGGACCACGACCGACGGCAGCUGUACUUGGUAUUGUGCAAGAGCCUCGUUUGGGCUUCGAUUGCGGGUUGUGCCAUGAGAUGAGUGGUCAAGGUGCUGCGGUGGCCUCGUGGGCUGUCGAGUCCAGAACAUCACUGCCUUUCCCGACUUCGCACUCUUCGCACUCUUCGCCGGAUUUGUUCGCUGCCCGUGGUUCCGCCGGCCGUGCCCUGCCCAAACCCCCGCCUUCUUCCCGCCUGGAUGCCGCCCCGGUCGAUCGCUCCCCCGGUUUCAAGAGCCUGCCGCCGCUCCCAGGCCUGGCUUCCAUUGGCAUCCCCUCUUUCGACCUUGUGGGCGAGUUCGAGAAAACCUUCAGCUUCACCACCAUCACCCCCACCAUCACCCCCACCACCACCACCACCGAGGACCUCUCCGUGCGGCCCGCGACGGCAAUAGAUAGGGCGCCCCGGAUCGGGUACGGAAACGACAACGCAACAGUGGACAGGACGACUGCCGGCGGGACGGUGGUGGACGGCCACGUUCGCAACAGGAGCAAAUCAAUGGUCGACCGGCCCGUCUCGUGGCUUCCCAGCUCGAAAUCGGCACCGAACGUCCGAAUCACAGAGGAGCAGCGCCCCAAGAGGCUGGCCAAGCAGAAUGUAGCCGGGCCACCUGCAAGCACAACGGCGGCGAAGCCCGCGGAAAGAUCGCGACCCGUCGAGUCGUUUGCCGACUUUGCCAAACGGUCUUGGAUCUCCAAAUCGAGAUCUCCCUCCCCACCUGGCAGGCUCGAGAAGCUGCGAAGUACCGGCCGCUCUUUCUCCGUUGAGACGCCCGGUACAAAGACGGCACAUGGGACGCAGACCGGGGCUGACACCGCCGGUGCUGCCACGCCGCCGACUCCCAAGAGGGGGGCCUUCAGCCGCGCCAGCCUUUAUCUGACAAGGUUGAAACAGAAGCCUCAAAACGUUUUCUCUAGGAGCUCACCUUCCGUUGCCCACAAAACGCCCCUCGCGAAGAACGAACUCUCGAGCGACUCCGAGUGCAGUACCCCCCCAGCAUCGACUCCGAAUAGCCGCCCGGGCUCUCCGACCGUCGCGAAGAAUGCUUCUUACAACAGCAUCAGCUCGGCCACAUCAUCCCAGCGAUCCCCGUCCGUUGACACCGAAUUGGAUACCGACACGGCGACAGCGAGCAGCGCCUCCGAAAACACGUCGCAAUCUACCGUCGACACGACCGUAACGAUGCCGCACCCGACGUCGCGCGACCCGCUCUGGGCGACCUACCGGACCCUCGACAUCGAAUUCUCCAAGUUCGCCGGAAAGGGCUCGACAGCAGGGCGGAUGAGCGUAGUCCGGUCUAUUCUGGUGCCCUUCCUGCGGAGCACGGAAUACCACCCUUCGAAUUCGAACCGAUCCAUCUUGACGGCCGAAGACGUCGAUCGCAGAGCGACCAUCUUGAACAAGUGGUGGAAUGGCCUCCUCGCGAUGCUGAUCGGCACAAACUCGAGGCUGCCGGCUGGCUUCGGCCAGGGCGUUGCCUCUCUCGGCGUUCACUUUCCGGUUCUGCAGCCUGUGGCCGGCGUGGACCGGCCCAUCUUGCUGGAAGCGACCACCAUGAUUAUGAUGCGUCCCGAGUGGCGGGCGUGUACGAGCCAAUUCCAACCCCUUGUCGAGCGCUGUACCCGAGAGAAGGUCCGACCUAGGUCGGGAACCCAGUCGACCGUGGCGACCGACCCGGAUUCGCUCCUUGCCGAAUCGGCCGAGCACAAUGUCCGCACCAUGUUUGUCACCAACCUCACCACCCAGAUGGCGCUGGUCGUCGAGAAGCUGUCGCUGCGGCACGCUCCGCUCAGCCUGGUUAACUGGUGCGGCAAGGCGUGUGCUUACGCCUUCUUUUUCGUCCCGGGCGUCUCCGACGUGCUCGUCCGGCUUUGGGGCCUGAAGGCGGACCUGCUGCGCAGGGUAGCAGACGAGUUCGAUCUGCCGAGGAGAAGCAACGGCGAGAGCGACGAUAUUGUGGCUCUGUUCCCGUCACACAUGCACAAGCUAGGCUGGUCGUCAGUCAAGUCGCUUGGGGACAAGCUGCGGGUGGCUGCGAAGCUCCCGCUCCUGCUUGCCAAGAUCCACUGGCACGGCCCCUGGGUAUCGAGGUGGCGCGGCGGGGAUACGGACCUGGUGUUCAUCUUCUGCAAGUACUUCUACAGUCUUGCCAUGGAGUUCAUGCCGGAGGGCCUCCCGCUGGUCGAAAAGGCACGGGCCCCGGCAUUCGUGCUGGUUCAUGCCCAGCUCCUGUCCAUUCUGGACAGCACGAUUCACCGCCAGGCCUCGCUCGACGCCCUGCUCGGACCCCCGCUAUCUGACAGUCUCCACGGCGCCGACGCCUCUCUGACGGCACCCCAACUCCCGAGCAACCUGCUCAAGGGGAUGGAUGAGAAUCGGCUGGUCGUCCUGCUCAAGGACAUGCUGGCUGACGAUUCGUUUACCGAGGCUCCGGAGAUCAAGCACACGUUCGCGGAGGCUUUCGUCGCAGUCGCAAAGGCCGCUACCAAGCGGACGCCACGUUUCGAGCAUGCGUCUUGCUUCAUGCUGUGUGACUUCCUGGAGGAAACACUGCUCGCGAUCGACGCGUUCCAAACUACGGUGAACACGAGUUUCGCGACGUCUCCGGCCGCGGUGAGCGCGCGGUCUGAUUAUUUCGGGCCGCCCAGCCCUACCAAGACGGCCAACUACAUUGACUGGCCUUUCUGGUUUGAUGUUGGCAAGAUGAUCAUGGACUGUCACAACACCAUGUCGGAGAUCCGCAUUCUGUCGUUCCUCUUCUCAGUUUGGGAUGCUAUCGUAGCGGAUCCUGCCCGCAAGGAGGCCGUCUGCCUGGACUGGCUGCUGUCCGAGGAAACGUUUUCAAAGUUCUUCAACCACUGGUGCCCGAUGGUUCGUGCCUAUUACAUGCGCUUGCUCUGCUGGCGGAUAUGCAGGGACUCGGGCAGCUCCAACGAGGUUGAUGUAAAAAUCUUCCUCGUCGUGUCUCAGCGGCUGAAGACGGUCUGGUCGCAUUACCUCUGGCUGAAGCAAGAUGCUGAGGCUAAGGGACGCAUGCACCCGUCGACGGCGCCGACAUAUCCUGCACCGGGCAAGCGGUUUUUGAUCAUCCGGACCGAGGUUCAACCACCCCAACAACCCCCGCACCUCGGAUUCGAUUCGUUUUCGAGUGCCUUCCCGUCCCUGGACUCCCCGUUCGACUACUACGCUCCGGCCACGAGCCAUGGCGACGACGACAGCGCGACAGGCAACGGUAAGACGGACAGCAUGUCGUUCAAGAAGAGAUGGUCGCUUCUCGGCAAGGUGCUUCCGUUCGGCACGGCGCAGGACAGUCCCACGACAGAGACGGCGAAGCGUACCUGGGAGGAAGAGUUGGAGCAGGCCCGCCGGGACACGGCUGCGUCCCGGCUAGCAGGCCGCGGGAGGAAAUCGAAUUCCCCGCAGUCGCUGGGCCCUCCGACCCCGCCGAAGCAGGGAUCCUCGACCGCCGUCACGCCCUCCUCCGAGUCCUACUCCUCCACGGGAUCCGCCCCGACUUUCGACGCUCCGACCUUCGUCUUCCGCUUCACCCUGACGUGGCAGACGGGCCCGAACGGCGCGCCGAUGCCGUGCCCGCCGAGCCGCGACCGCGUCAUCACCCGACCGCGGCUGCCCGCGCCCGCACAGGCCCGCGUCAGCAUCCGCUCGGGGGGUCCGGUCGGAGGCGACGCGAACCACGGAGCCCCCACCGCCCGCAGCGAGAGCCCGCCUCCCAUCGCUCCCGGCCUCCCACCGGUGACGCGGAGGGUCAGCGGGCUCCCGCAGACGGGCCUGAUCAGCGAGGCCCGCAACGCCAGGCCGCUGAGCAUGAUGGAGGACGGAUUCCGCACCCGCUCCCUCACGAGGGACGCCGAGAAGCGGCUGUCGUUGAGCGUCAACAUCGCGCCCCUUCGCCUGUUUGACGACGAGGAGGAGAAGCGCGGCGAGGAGCGGUCCGACAUCCAGUCCCCCGGCCGGACGUCCAGUUUCACGGGUUAUGAGCUGGACCGCGUCCGGUCUCUUGACCUGGGUCUCGGCGGCGGCGGCGGGCCCGGAUAUGUACCUCUCCCGGUGGUCCGCGCGGAACGGCCGACUGGUGUGUUUUCCUCCGGCGCCGUGUAUGCCGGGCGGGCGCUCGCGGAAUGGGGUUUGGUGGUCAGCGAGUGCAACAGCUUUGUUGACCGCCGCCGCGACGAGGGCAUCCUGGGCCUGAGUGACGUCGAGGUGCCCACGCUGAGUGUCGAGGGCCUUGGUAUGCGCGCGCGUGGCUAGUCCGGCGGCGAGAGGCGUGUUUUCUACUACCGGAUUCGGGUUACAUACAUUCCACACCAACUUCGACUGGGGGAAUCUGGAACAGGCGUUUGAAAAAGGGGUGUAGGUAAUCCUACAAACCACCACCAACCCACCACCAUCACCCGUUGCACCCGGGUUUCAUUUUGUCGACCCUUCGAUUCACCGCACACAACACGGAUGAUUGGACGGGAGACAACAUCUUUUUAUAUUUUUCGCAU